ACGCAACAUGAAACAUGCGUUUAGAAUGUGAACGUUCUCAAAUAUAAUACUGACAUCCCUUUCUGAGAUACACGAGUCCCCCCUACAGUGUAGUGGUGGUCUCGUCCAUUGACAGCGGAGCAGAGCUGUGUGUGUGGUGUCAGGUCUCUCGCUCAAUGAUGAGGUUUCAAGUGCGCCUUUGAGAUGUUAUGGAGUCUGUAGAAUAUUCUGCAAUUUAUAACUUUCUUGCUUCGCUUUUAUUAAAACAACAUUCUAACUUUUAGUCUACAGGAUCGACCGGUACGUGUAACCAUACCUUAUUUAGUUUUUGGUUUGUAUAUACAAGCUUCUGUUAGUUUUUUCAUGCAGCGAAAAUGUUGAAAGUUUGGUGAGGACACUCCUUCUUCAGGACCAGACGGACCAAGACUACAGCUGACAAAUUGCUGGACAUAUCAGUUCUGUUUCUUAGAGGAGCAGCAAGGACCUGGGAAUCGUCUGUGAGAGAGUUUCGUCAUGGGUAAACAGAACAGCAAGUUGCGACCCGAGGUCCUCAAUGACCUGCGGGAGAACACAGAGUUCACAGACCACGAGCUGCAGGAGUGGUACCGCGGCUUCCUGAAGGACUGCCCGUCUGGCCACCUAACGGUAGAGGAAUUCAAGAAGAUCUACGCCAAUUUCUUUCCCUACGGUGACGCUUCGAAGUUCGCGGAGCACGUCUUCCGCACCUUCGACACCAACGGCGACGCCACCAUCGACUUCCGGGAGUUCAUCAUCGCUCUGAGCGUGACCUCACGCGGAGGCCUAGAGCAGAAGCUCCGCUGGGCCUUCAGCAUGUACGAUCUGGACGGCAACGGAUACAUCAGCCGAGCUGAAAUGCUGGAGAUCGUACAGGCGAUUUAUAAAAUGGUGUCGUCUGUGAUGAAGAUGCCUGAGGAUGAGUCGACGCCGGAGAAACGCACAGAUAAGAUAUUCCGACAGAUGGAUACGGACAACGAUGGCAGACUGUCUCUGGAGGAAUUCAUCAAAGGUGCCAAGAGUGACCCUUCUAUUGUCAGACUAUUGCAGUCUGACCAAAGCACCUCUCGACAGUUAUAAAUACAGAUCUUAAAAGCAGCUGACAGGAAACCACUCACAUGCACACUGAAAAGGCAAAUUUUGCAAAGUUAGUUUGCGUUAUAAAUGAAAUUACGUGCGUUAAAAAAAAAAGUUUUUUGUUAAUGGGUGGUUACCUGUUUCAUCAGUAUUCCGGCCUGUUUUGGUCAUAAUAUCUAGGCCUGGUCAGAAUUCUAAAGAACCCUUGAAACAUUUGUCAGAAUUCAGAUAUUUAUAUUUUAAAACGUACUCUUCGGAUUAUUGGUUGCAUUACACUGCAUUGCAGAUUUUUAUCCACUCAAAUGCUCUCUAGAAUGAAUAUGUUAAAUUAUGAAGUGACUUCAUUAAGCGAUGACCUAUUUAGAAUUCUAUUUUCACGAUUGUUUGCAUUCCACUCAAAGCGGUAAAUGACUAGUCAGUACCACAUGCAAGUUCCUAGAGAUGAUGUUUUGUUUGUAAAUAUUCCAUUUGUUUUGCAUUCAUUCCAAAAAUCUGUCUCAGAUAUCUCCAGAGCACUAUUUGCAUGCUUUUAGCAUGUCUUAGUAUACAUAGUAUUCAUACUAGGUGAUUUUUGAUUUAAUGUCGGGUUUUAUACAUCAGGUGGUCUAGCUGCAUUCAGAGCGGCCUGCUAUCCUGCCAAUUGAAAAGUCAGACUGUGUGUUCUACUUGAUUUUAAAAGGAAAGUAUUGCUUCUUUAAGUGGGUAACAGAACAUGCCAAUAUUUUGGUGUUGUUUUCAACAUGGAUAAAAUAUGUUGCUCAAGCAUCAAAUUAGUGGGUUUGAAGGACCAUGUGACACUGAAGACUGGAGUAAUGGCCACUGAAAUUAUGCUUUGCCAUCACAGGUGAGAUAUUUUAAAAUAUAUUAAAAGAGAAAACAAUUAUUUAAAAAUGUUAAAAAGAUAUAUCACAAGAAUACUUGUUUUACCAUAUUUUCUUACCAUGGUUUCUUACUGAAACCAAACUUUUGAACAAAAAGUGGGGUUUCAUUUCCAUGUAUUUUGAGUUCAAAUGUAGCAUUUAGAUUUAAAAUUUUGAAUUUUUUUCUCAGGAGGUCAGAGAAUGAUUUGAAUUAUAAUGUGCAUUGAUAAACUCUUUUAAUGGGCAGUCGAAUCAUCCAUAAUUGUUUUCUGCAUUCAAGGUACCAAGCAUACAGUCAGACUUUUAACAGCCAUUUCUUCCCUGAAGGUAAAAAAACAGCAGCCAUCAGCCUUUAGGCUGCUCAUGAAUAUUUGAACGCUGUUGUGUGUGUGUGGACAUAUGGAGCAGAUAGAAUGGCAGACAGGUGGUUAGUUUCUAUUUGUCCUUUCACCAGUCCAGUGUCAACAUGUACAGUACAGAUGAUUUGGAUAAGUAACACUUCAUGUCAAAUAUAGUCUCUUCAAGCUCUUUGUUAAUGGAAACAUUGUUUUAUUGGAUAUUGCUCUUAAUUUGCUCUUUUGCAUGUGUGGUAUCUCAGUGCUCCCUUAGAAUUUUUUUUCUCUGUAAAAUGACUGUUGAAGUGAAAUGCCAAAACGAAUAUUUGUACUGGAUACAUAUUAUAUAUAUAGAUAUAUAGAUUUACGAGUCAUUUCUAAUUUUGUAUAGUGUUAAUUGUGCUGUAAGGAAUGACGGUUGACGAACGUUAAAUUGCAGCUGGGAAUGGGAUGUCCAGCCAUAUUUUUGUGAAGCCAAAGCAUCAGUGCGAAUCUAAAUGUUGUAUCUUUACAGUGUAUGUGUCUGCAUGAAUUCUCAAUAAACCACUGAUUCAUAGGCCA
Messenger RNA from Labeo rohita (rohu), 2827 nucleotides. It is a transcript of the gene hpcal1, whose product is annotated as hippocalcin-like 1. The record is from RefSeq and is a predicted model, not a curated record. The coding region runs from base 493 to 1074 and encodes 193 amino acids. Gene Ontology annotation, molecular function: calcium ion binding. The transcript is spliced from 4 exons. Lineage: Eukaryota; Metazoa; Chordata; Actinopteri; Cypriniformes; Cyprinidae.